Molecule: messenger RNA, 1267 nt
Organism: Phyllotreta striolata
Lineage: Eukaryota; Metazoa; Arthropoda; Insecta; Coleoptera; Chrysomelidae
Source: the annotation of a GenBank genome assembly
AAUGAAGCGACCAAUUACGAUCAUAAUUGUUGUUCUAAUUUCAACUACAAUAGACGCCUUAUCAGAUCAAGAACAAUGGCUAAACUACAAGAAAACAUACUCCAAGUCUUACAGGAAUCCGACGCACGAAAAAUAUCGCUUUUCUGCUUUUCAAAGAAACCUCCGUUUCAUCGAGGAGCACAAUUUAAAAUAUGAUAAAGGACUAGUUUCCUUCGAAAUGGGCAUGAACCAAUUCGGAGACAUAAGCCCUAGUGAUUUCAUCGAGGGGAUCAAAACUUCAAAAUCCGGGAAACCGAAAAACUUCCAAAACGCCAAUCACGGCUACAACAACUUACCAGACGAAGUCGAUUGGAGGAAAAAAGGUGCUGUGACCGAAGUUAAAGACCAGAAGAAUUGUGGAGCCUGCUGGGCUUUUAGUACUACUGGAUCAGUGGAAAGCGCGCACACAAUAAAAACGGGGAAUAUGAUAUCGCUCAGCGAGCAAAACCUUGUCGAUUGCGCCAAGGACCAUUGCUCGGGUUGCGAAGGCGGCUGGAUGGACAAAGCGAUGGAGUACAUCCAACUAAACGGCAUUAUGACUGAACAGCAGUACCCUUACCAAGCAAUAGAUUCCUAUUGUCGAUUUAAUUCCUCCGAUUCUUCAGUGAAAGUACAGAGUCACGUGUACGUUAAAACUGGCGAUGAAAAUGAUUUGAAAGCAGCUGUUGCCGCCCAACCGGUUUCUGUUGCUAUUCACGUUACCUACAUGUUCCAGUUUUACAAACAAGGAAUACUGAAUGAUCUAACUUGCCAAAAUGAUUACAACAGCUUAAAUCACGCGGUGCUCGUUGUUGGAUACGGCAGUUCCAGCGGAGGGGAUUACUGGAUAGUGAAAAACUCAUGGGCUAGUACGUGGGGUAUGAACGGUUACAUCCUCAUGACGAGAAAUGAGGAUAACCAAUGCGGAAUCGCGACAUCCGGCGUGUAUCCCGUCGUUUAAUUUAACAAACCUGUCUGGGAACGAUUAAAGUUUAUCUCUUAGUUGUUCAUUUUAACGCCGAUGCGACGCAAUAUAAAACUCCUCCGAGUGUCCGAAGUUAUAAAUUUCAUGAUGCCAACGACGGCUGUACUGACAUCGGAAGUUUUUCAAUCCUUCAUACGGUGUGUCGUAAAUUUAAUCCCUUUUAACAAUUUCUUGAAAGUUAAACUGCGUUCUAAGAAAGAAACUUUGUGUAACACUGUGCUAGUUAAUUAAGGAAUGAGAUGAAAUAAUAAGAAAUUGCUCGUG